GGAAAUGAGAGUCUGGCACGAUGGCAGUACUAGUGCUGGAUUCAUAUUUCAUGGUCUCAUAAAACCACCCAUAGUCCGUCUCCUUUUGAUCGUCCGAGCGUAGUGGAUCGAGUCGAGUGACCGCAGUGAACCGAGGCCCAAACCUGGAGAGUGCAAGAGUGUGCGGGCGUAUCGGUAUUACCGCCUCCGCCAUGCGGGGAACCCCCCAAAAUGCCGCCAACCCACGGGACGCGUGACGAUACCGAACCGGCGAUCGGCUGCGACGGUCGGUUUCCCUCCAGCCGAGGUUCCUCUGCUUCUCCUGCUUCUUCUUCUUUCUCCCGUCCUUCAUCUGCUCGCUCCUCGCCGGCUUUUCUUCUCUCCCAUUCUUAACUUUUUAACCUCAAACUCUCCUCUUCUCCUAUCCAUCCUCUAUCCCUCCUCCUUCUUUCUUUCCCAUCGUUUCCGUUAUACUCGAGAGGGAUGUUCACAGCUUCUGCCCGAAGCCGUCUCUCCACUCUCUCGCGGCCUCGUCUCUCCCCGACUAACUCUCUUCUCGCUAGAUCUGCUGCGGCUCCAAUUAUGGCCCCUAGUCGCAAGGCCUCGUCGGUCCCAGAGGGCUACAAGGAAGACCUCUCCAAGGGCAACCUGCUUCGUUUCGAAGACUCUCUCCCCCGUCUACCAGUCCCCAGCUUGGAAGAAACCGCUCGUCGCUACUUGAAGUCCGUUCACGCCCUGGUUUCGGACGCCGAGUAUGAGCGCACCAAGAAGGCCGUGGAGGCUUUCGUGAAGCCCGGUGGUGAAGGCCAGUCGCUGCAGGAACGGCUGCUGGCCCGCGCCGCCGACCCCAAGACCAAGAACUGGCUCACCGAGUGGUGGAACCACGCCGCCUACCUGGGCUACCGCGACCCCGUCAUUCCUUAUGUCUCCUACUUCUACUCCUACCGGGAUGACCGCGCCCGGCGCAACCCGGCCAAGCGCGCCGCAUCUGUCGCGACCGCCGCCCUGGAGUUCAAGCGCCAGGUGGACGACGGCUCGCUGGAGCCGGAAUACAUGCGCAGCCAGCCCAUGGCCAUGAGCUCGUACGAGUACAUGUUCAACUGCUGCCGUAUCCCCGCCGACGGCGCGGAUUACCCUCAGAAGUACGCCGCCAAGGACAACGAGCACAUCGUGGUGGUGCGCAAGAACCAGUUCUUCAAGGUGCCUCUGGUGGUGAACGGCCAGAAGCUGAACGUGUCGGAGCUGGAGAAGCAGUUCGAGCGCAUCUACCAGGUCGCGCAGCCGGCUCCGGCGGUCGGCACGCUGACCGUGGCGAACCGGGACCUCUGGACCGAUGCUCGGAAGAAGCUGCUGGCGGCGCACCCGGCCAACGAGCAGGCCUUGCGCGACAUCGAGUCCAGCGGGUUCGUCAUCUGCCUCGACGAUGCCAACCCCGUCACCCUGGAGGAGCGGGCGCAUCAGUACUGGCACGGCGACGGCGCCAACCGCUGGUUCGACAAGCCCCUGCAGUUCAUCAUCAACGACAACGGCACCGCCGGCUUCAUGGGCGAGCACAGCAUGAUGGACGGCAGCCCCACCCACCGUCUGAACGACCACCUCAACAACCUCAUUUUCAACAACCGCAUCGACCUGUCCGAGCAGUCGGUUCGCUCUGACCUGCCCGACCCCCGCCCCGUCAACUUCCACCUGAACAACGAAGUGCUGGACUCCAUCGACGCCGCUACCAAGGAGCACCGCCAGCAGAUCUCCUCGCACGAGCUGCGCGUGCAGGCCUACCAGGGCUACGGCAAGGGUCUCAUCAAGAAGUUCAAGUGCAGCCCGGACGCCUACGUGCAGAUGGUCAUCCAGCUGGCCUACUUCAAGAUGUACGGCAAGAACCGACCCACCUACGAGUCGGCCUCGACGCGUAAGUUCCAGGAGGGCCGCACCGAGACGAUCCGCACCGUGUCGGACGACAGCGUGGCCUUCUGCAAGGCCAUCUCCGACCCGGCGGUGUCGCGCGAGGAAACCGUGCGUCUCUUCCGAUCGGCGCUGGCCGCCCACAGCAAGUACACCGCCGAGGCCAGCGACGGCCGCGGCGUCGACCGCCACCUCUUCGGUCUGAAGAAGCUGCUUCGCGAGGGCGAGAAGCUGCCCGCCAUCUACGAGGACCCGGCCUUCGCCUACAGCGCCUCCUGGUACCUGUCGACCAGCCAGCUGAGCUCGGAGUUCUUCAACGGCUACGGAUGGAGCCAGGUCAUUGACGACGGAUUCGGAAUUGCCUACAUGAUCAACGAGAACAGCCUCAACUUCAACAUCGUCUGCAAGCGCAUCGGCGCCGAGCGCAUGAGCUACUACUUGAACGAGGCCGCCUCGGACUUGCGGGACCUGCUCAUGCCCGAUCUGGCUGCCCAGUCCGAGAAGGCGAAGAUGUAAGAAUAAGAUAUGUAAUAGAGCAGAUAAUUUACUUGAUAGAUUGAAUUUACAUUUUUGGCACUUUC
Messenger RNA from Aspergillus steynii IBT 23096, 2459 nucleotides. Its product is annotated as carnitine O-acetyltransferase CAT2. The record is from RefSeq and is a predicted model, not a curated record. NCBI's taxonomy places the organism in Eukaryota, Fungi, Ascomycota, Eurotiomycetes, Eurotiales, Aspergillaceae. Bases 463 to 2394 code for a protein of 643 amino acids. Gene Ontology annotation, cellular component: peroxisome; mitochondrion. Gene Ontology annotation, molecular function: carnitine O-acetyltransferase activity. The transcript has 4 exons. Gene Ontology annotation, biological process: carnitine metabolic process.